This is a messenger RNA of Brassica napus (rape), 2760 nucleotides long. RefSeq names its product rac-like GTP-binding protein ARAC3. The transcript has 5 exons. Lineage: Eukaryota; Viridiplantae; Streptophyta; Magnoliopsida; Brassicales; Brassicaceae. The record is from RefSeq and is a predicted model, not a curated record. Bases 2221 to 2559 code for a protein of 112 amino acids. Gene Ontology annotation, cellular component: plasma membrane; cell cortex; cytoplasmic vesicle. Gene Ontology annotation, biological process: establishment or maintenance of cell polarity; regulation of cell shape; actin filament organization. Gene Ontology annotation, molecular function: protein kinase binding; GTPase activity; GTP binding.
GAUUGAUUUAAGGUUUUUCAGAUGAUUAAGAAUGCUAGCCUAGGGUGGUUUGAUAGGGUGUUAAACAAGUGUGAGCCAAACAAUUAUUCAAGUUCAAUUAAUGGUAAGUCCAGAACUCGGAUUACUCAGGUUGAAUCAACCCACUCUCGUGGCAUUGAUUCCUUUGCAAGUCGGUCUUGAUGCCUAAACUCUCGUUUGGAUCAAGACGCGCUAGCAAGCUUUAGAGAUCAAGUCCGAUAUGUUCACAAUACAUCCUAAUAUCUACUCUCGCUGAAUAGGGAUGCAAUGCUCAUUCAUAACAGAGCUAGCAACCUAUUACACGGUUAAUGAACAUGUUAAACCUAGGAUCUAACAUUAAGCGGCCAGUUUAAUGCAAACAUUAAGAAUAGUUAUGAAUGAAGACAAUCAAGGGAUUCACUUAUCUAUGUUUAACUCACGAAUCUAACACCCUAACACCCUAAACUAAGCAAGUGGAUUACUCAGCCAUGGACAGAGAAAUCACAGAGAUAACAGAUGAAGAAAACAUGUCAGAAUUAAUAAUAAAAAGCAAAGAAGGUUUAUAAAUCUUCUCCCAAGGAUGUAGAUAUUCUUCUUCCUUAACAAAAGUACAAGUUUUCUCUCUCCAAAAUCUUUUUAAAAAGUAACGUAGAAUGUCUAGAAUAAUAAGAAAAUAUAUAUUGCAGGUCUCUGGCGGCUGCAGGAGAAAAAGGGGGAAGCCCUAGGUAAAAUCCCGAAAUAUUUGGAAACUUCCUUAAAAUCUCUGCCGCUGGAACAUGCACUUAGGUUGCUCCGUCAGACUGCUCUGCGUGAAAAACUCCAAGUUGCACUCUUUUCUGUCUCUUUUGUUCCAGCUGGUUCAUCUCCCAUCCAAUGCAACUUCAGACCUGUAAUGACUCGAAAAGGAUUAGGAAAACUCGAUAAAGACUUUAAAACUAAUUAGAAAACAUAUAUACAAGAUGCCAAAAACACCAUAUAUCAGGUUUCACAUUCCCGUAGAUUGUGUCAUUAAUUAGGAAUAAAUAAGACACAGAAGUGAAGUACUGCAUUACCCAGUUUAUCCAUUUGUUUAAAGGCAAAAAGUAACUUUCCUCUAUAUUUUUUUAUAAAAUAGAAAAAUUUUAUUAUAGGGGCAUACAUUGGAACAUUUUCACCUCUAUAAUAGAGAUUUCUAUUUUAAAAGAAAUUAGAGUGGUGUACAAUGGAGAUGCUCUAGUAAGCUUAUUUUCAUGGUCCAAUGAACAUGGACAAGAAGACAGGAACAAAGGAUACUGUCUUAACGAUUCUUUAUGUUAAAAAUUCUACGAUCUAGUGGGGCAAAAGGAUGCACUAAAAUGGGCAUCUCUUCAACCUCAAGUGUUGCUUCUGCUUUAACCUGUGACCGCGAGGCCACAGAUCCAAAAUUUUGGAUAUGACUAAGGAGGUUUUGAAUCAUCGAAGGAGUAAGAUGACUGCAAGGGAAGAUGUGGCAAUAGAUUGGAUUAAGGCAAAUACAAUCAGUUAAUCACGUUUUAGGCAAAUACGAUUAGGUAAUCAUGUUUUAGUAAAGUAAACGUGAUUAAACAAUUUCAUUGAUUUGUGGAAUUAAUUCCAAUCGAAUAGUAUAGGUAGUUUUACUUAUGAAAUUUUCAGUUGGGAGGUUAAAUGAUAAAUCGAGAGUUUGGGGGAAUUGAGGGUGGAAUUCAAUAGUAGAGGGGUCUCAAGAAAAGUCAACCCAAGAACAAAUAAAAAAAUGAAAUGUAACAAGAAUCCAAGUCAGAGAAUCGACAUCUUAGGGCAACAUUAUCGGUGGUCCCAUUUUUUGGUCUUUAAAUUUUUUUUUUUUUUUGGUUUAAAAAAAAAAAUCUAAAUAAUAUAAACUUAUAGCGGACCGCCACGUAUUGUGGAGCCCGUAAACAGUGCUAAGGACUCAGUGAAAUUCCUUAUAUUAAAACAUUAUGGCACAGUCAUUAAGAAAAAGUGAUUGGGAUCCACGCUUAAGCAGUCUCCCCUACCACCGAUAAUGUCGGCCUUAGUCUCUCUCUCUUCCUUCACCAAAAAAUCCUCUGCUCGAGUCUGAAGUCAACGGCGAAAAGUUGAGUGAUCCAAUGUUUAUAAAGUGUGCCACCGUCGGUGAUGACGCCAUCGGCAAGACUUGUCUACUCAUUUCCUACACUAGCAACACUUUCCCCACCGAUUAUGUGCCAACUGUAUUUGAUAUUAUCAGCGCCAAUGUGAUUGUCGAUGGGAACUCCAUCAACUUGGGGGUGUGGGACACUGCAGUGGGUUCCUGAACUCAGACAUUAUGCUCCUGGUGUUCCCAUAUUCCUUGUUGGGACAAAGCUUGAUCUUCGAGAUGAUAAGGAGUACUUGCUUGAGCACCCUGGAGCUGUGCCUAUAUCUACUUCUCAUGUAACUCUCCUCAUCCUCGUUUUCUUUUACAAUCUUGCUGACGAGAAAACUCGUUCAAUUAUACAGAAUGUUAAAGCUGUCUUUGAUGUGGCCAUCAAAGUAGUUCUCCAGCUACCCAAAAACAAGAAUAAGAAAAAGAGAAAAUCUCAGAAGGGCUGUUCUAUAUUGUGAUUUGGAGAAGAAGAAACACGAAUCAACAGUUGACUAAUCCUUGUUUAGAAUCGAUUGUUUGUAGUCCUAAAAAGUGACAUACAGAAAACAGAUUUGUUAAGUACUGAAACUUCGAGUUUGUAUUCUUUCUUUGCACGCUGAAUCUGUAACUAUAUGAAUUCAUAUUUUCGUUCCAUUCCAUUAGAAAUGAUUCUCCCUAAA